GAGAGAGCAGGAACCAGUGAUCACGGCCAGCCUCGAGGAGGGCGACCAGCAGUUGUCCAGGGCGCUGGGCUAUUGGCUGAUCCACACGUGCCGAAGCCAGGUGUUGAACGUGGUGCUGACUGCUUGCAAGCUGGAGAGGGCCGAGGAGAACCUCUCGAAUGCGAUCCAGAUCGGCAUCGCGUUGAGGCAGUCGCCCGAGUCCCCGCUGAGGCAGCGCGUGAUCAUGAACACGGGAAUAUUGAAAGAGCGGUCGAAGUUCCGAGAG
Molecule: messenger RNA, 265 nt
Organism: Prorocentrum cordatum
Lineage: Eukaryota; Dinophyceae; Prorocentrales; Prorocentraceae
Source: the annotation of a GenBank genome assembly